Messenger RNA from Oncorhynchus mykiss (rainbow trout), 3357 nucleotides. The record is from RefSeq and is a predicted model, not a curated record. NCBI's taxonomy places the organism in Eukaryota, Metazoa, Chordata, Actinopteri, Salmoniformes, Salmonidae.
UUUCUGCCCUGCUAGAGCUGCCCUGGUCAACUGUAAGUGUUGUAAAGUGGAAACAUCUAGCAGUAACCACGGUUCAGCCAUGAAGUGGAAGGCCACACAAGCUUACAGAACAGGACCGCUGAGUGCUGGAGAGCGUAGCGUGUAAAAAUUGUCUGUUGCAACACUCACUACUGAGUUUUAAAAAAACGAGCAGCUGCACACAAGCCUUAGAUCACCAGGGGGGCAGGCCGGGCCGCAACACAAGGAAGGUAUAUUCUCCCUGAUAACCGGGAGGAGAAUGACCAGUCCACCCAUAAGUGGAUGGUGUACGUCAGAGGCUCCAGAAGAGAGCCCAGCAUCGACCACUUUGUCAAGAAAGUCUGGUUCUUCCUGCAACCCAGCUACAAGCCCAAUGACCCACUGGAAGUCAGGUCUGUCCAUCAAAGCAGGUAGGUCCGUGGGGUACAGUGCGCUUCCUUCAGCCUCGGAACGCACCCCAUCCCGGCCUAAAGUCACAGAGAAGAUUGUGUUGGGUUCCUAUGGCAACUCGGCCUUCCAGCCAAUCACGGCCAGCUGUAAGAUUGUCCCACAGGGUCAGGCACCCAGCCCCUCCGGUUCCCCUGGGAUAUCCUUUCAGCCAAUCACAAUGAGCUGUAAGAUUGUGUCAGGUAGCUAUCUACCAAUAGGAUUUGUUGGUAUUGGAGCGGAUGGAGGAAGGGUGGUAGAUAAGGGGUGGAACUGUUGAAUGAUUCAGUAGUUUUAUUUGGAUUUUUGUUAUAGUAGUCAGUCAGUUUAUUUCAUUCAUGUCAUUUGUUUUCUUAUUCAAAGGAAACAGAAGAAAUUACCAGUCAAUCUCAGUUUAUAAACACUGAGAUUGAAAUGGGGUUCAAUUUCUAAAUUGAGGCACACAAAUGCCUAAGGGGAAAUCUUUAGAUACAUUGGCUGUUGAAACUAAAGCACAACUUGUGAUUGUUCAUGGCCUGUAUUUGCGAGGAUUCAGAGCUUUAGAAAAAUAAAUAUUUCAGGGCUAAGACACGUCAAUAACGUUUGCUGGCCGAGAGUACUUAGCACCUCUGAACGUAAUUUGCGAACCGAGUGUGCACCGAUUUUACGUUUACAAUAGCCUGAAAAAUGUUGUCAGUUUGGUGCGUCGUGUGCGAGCCUUUAUACAGAAUAUCUUUACAAUGAGCAGCGUGUUUGUGAUUUGUUUUGGUCCCAAAGGUUCAGCCAUCUCCACACCCAGCCACUCUUCCCUCCCCCAAACCCUCACCUCCACCCCUGUACACACUGAACAGGGACCCUCCGUACUCUAAAACCCUUACAUAAUCAACGACAAGCCCGGCUAGGUCAUCGGGAUGGCAAUAACCUCCUUCACUGCCUCCACAGGAAGUCUUACAGCCAAGCAGUCGGUACGGCCCAAGGCACUCGCUCUCUGGCCCCCAAGGUUCACACGGACCGCUUCCUGUCCUCAGGGUUCAAGGUCAUUAUCAAGCAGCAGCAGAUGGUUUCCACGGUAACGGCAGCCCAGCAGUUUGGUCGCAGUGAAGGGAAGUCACUUGAUCUCCAUGUCACCACAGAGACAGACAGGAGGGGCCACCUGGGCGGGGGCCACAACCAGCAAGGUAUCAGACAAACAUACACUCACACACACAUAUGGUUCACAGCCAAUGAGCAAGGUAUCAAAGAGCAAUGGUUUUGACCUGUUAAAAUACAUCUCCCAUGUUUCCCCCCUCCAGGUUCUGGGUACCCCUGUAGGCUCCGCCCUCCAGGUUCUGGGUACCCCUGUAGGCUCCGCCCUCCAGGUUCUGGGUACCCCUGUAGGCUCUGCCCUCCAGGUUCUGGGUACCCCUGUAGGCUCCGCCCUCCAGGUUCUGGGUACCCCUGUAGGCUCUGCCCUCCAGGUUCUGGGUAUCCCUGUAGGCUCCGCCCUCCAGGUUCUGGGUAUCCCUGUAGGCUCCGCCCUCCAGGUUCUGGGUACCCCUGUAGGCUCCGCCCUCCAGGUUCUGGGUACCCCUGUAGGCUCUGCACUCCAGGUGCUGGGUACCCCUGUAGGCUCCGCCCUCCAGGUUCUGGGUACCCCUGUAGGCUCCGCCCUCCAGGUUCUGGGUACCCCUGUAGGCUCCCGCCCUCCAGGUUCUGGGUAUCCCUGUAGGCUCCGCCCUCCAGGUUCUGGGUAUCCCUGUAGGCUCCGCCCUCCAGGUGCUGGGUACCCCUGUAGGCUCCGCCCUCCAGGGGCUGGGUAUCCCUGUAGGCUCUGCCCUCCAGGUUCUGGGUACCCCUGUAGGCUCCGCCCUCCAGGGGCUGGGUAUCCCUGUAGGCUCCGCCUUCCAGGUUCUGGUAUCCCUGUAGGCUCCGCCCUCCAGGUUCUGGGUAUCCCUGUAGGCUCCGCCCUCCAGGUGCUGGGUACCCCUGUAGGCUCCGCCCUCCAGGUUCUGGGUAUCCCUGUAGGCUCCGCCCUCCAGGUUCUGGGUAUCCCUGUAGGCUCCACCCUCCAGGUUCUGGGUAUCCCUGUAGGCUCCGCCCUCCAGGUUCUGGGUAUCCCUGUAGGCUCCGCCCUCCAGGUUCUGGGUAUCCCUGUAGGCUCCGCCCUCCAGGUGCUGGGUACCCCUGUAGGCUCCGCCCUCCAGGGGCUGGGUAUCCCUGUAGGCUCUGCCCUCCAGGUGCUGGGUACCCCUGUAGGCUCCGCCCUCCAGGGGCUGGGUAUCCCUGUAGGCUCUGCCCUCCAGGUUCUGGGUAUCCCUGUAGGCUCCGCCCUCCAGGUGCUGGGUAUCCCUGUAGGCUCCGCCCUCCAGGUUCUGGGUACCCCUGUAGGCUCCGCCCUCCAGGCAGCGAUGAAGCUUGUGGCCAUCAGCAUCGGACAGAUUCUGGAUCUUCAAGGUGAUGGGCGGGAGGCAUGUGGUCGCCCAGGGCGUUGCCAAGGCCUUUGUCACCGGGACAGCCGAUAGCAUUGUGGGUCAGCAGGUCAUUGUUAAGGCAACUGGGGCCGCAGGGGGAACAGGAAAGAGUGGAGGUGAGACGCGUAAAUACCAAGAAACACUCUUGGCAAACGCCCACUGUCACAAUCUCUCAUUAAAAAGCACCCAUCCACACAAAUGCUCAUUCACAUGCUCCCUCACAGCUCUUCUGACAGAUGUUUCAUUCGCAUGCUCCCUCACAGCUCUUCUGACAGAUGUUUCAUUCACAUGCUCCCUCACAGCUCUUCUGACAGAUGUUUCAUUCACAUGCUCCCUCACAGCUCUCCUGACAGAUGUUUCUGCAUUUUCUCUGUUGUGGGUGUCUCUCUCGCUCGCUCUAUCUCUCUUUAGUUCCACUACUUUCUUUCUUUCCCUUUCCACAACUUUAUCUACAACAUUAUCCUUUUAUCGCCUCACUCUCUCU